This is a messenger RNA of Ixodes scapularis (black-legged tick), 753 nucleotides long. Its product is annotated as peptidase inhibitor 16. Lineage: Eukaryota; Metazoa; Arthropoda; Arachnida; Ixodida; Ixodidae. The record is from RefSeq and is a predicted model, not a curated record. The transcript has 6 exons. Bases 1 to 753 code for a protein of 250 amino acids.
AUGUUACCUCGACUGUUCUGCACGCUUCUUCUGACGCAGCUGCGUCUUGAGAGUGCUCGCUCUGCUGUGCUUCUCGAACACGAGCGCAAGAUUGUCGUCGACAUGCACAACGAGUUCCGAGACACAGUCGCCCGGGGCAAGGCAAGGUCUUGGCCUCCGGCGGCAGAUAUGCUAGAAAUGAGAUACAAUACGCAUCUUGAAGAACUCGCUGAAAAGCACGCGUCUCAUUGCAUCUUCGAGCCCGGAUGCCAUGGGUGCCGCAUAAGUCUGGACGAGAGACCGGGCCAGAACAUGUUCGCCCACGCUGGGCCCCGCGACUGGAGCGCGGUGGUGAGGCGGUGGUCCCACGCCCAACCCCAGUUCGGAACCACCGGUCGCUCCAACGGCACGAUCCAGCUCAAACCGUCGGUCCUCAGCCAGCUUCUCUGGAGCAGAUCCAGCUGGCUGGGAUGUGCGUGGAAGAACUGCACCAGCGUCAUAGGCACAAAUAUUUAUGUCUGCAACUACUUCCCUCGGGGCAACGAGUUGAGUCAGCACGUGUACCUGGCCGGCGAAUCGUGCAGCCAGUGCCCCAAGGGAACCUGCUGCUCCUCCUCCUCCUGCCCUCCCGCGCGGACCAGUGCGACCAACGCCUCGCCGGCAGCCUUCACAGGCCUCUGCACCUGUGAACACGAGAGAUUACCGAAUAUUUUCACCGCUCAGUGUUUUAGCUACAAGUUUUCGCCGCAAUUAGUUUAUGCGUACAUACUCUAA